GCAAGCCCAGCUAUUCUUUGACAAAAAACGCUAACAUCGCCGUCAAUUGCACCAGAAGAAGACUCUCCUUCGCGUCGUUUCAAUUCACAUAGAGAAAAAAGAAGAGAGCGAUGGGAGGAGCACAAGCUUUGAAGAGAAUCCCUCGCAUCAAAUUCCCUCAAAGACACUCCACCAAAUCCUCUGGUAAUGGGUCGCAGCCGGAAGAAGCAUUGAGAUUUGGGAGUGCUUAUCAAGCUUUCUUUUCUAACUUCAAGACUUCAACUUCUGUUGGAGGGAAAGCUUCUCUUCAGCCCAAGCGAACUCCAGUUUCGAAUGAGGAGAUUGAGGCGAUCUUGUUGGGUGGAUGUAUCUGAGCUUCUCUUGGAGCUCUGAAAAGGGAGCUGCAACAUUCGUUUUUGCUCUUUUAGUUUUCAAAUACAAGAGUUCAUUUCAACCAAUACCAUUGCUUUGUAUGGAGUUCAUUGAAACACAAUCACUAAUGCAAUUUUCAAUGUAAUUGAGGUUUUCUUGGCUCACACAUGGUUUGUUGAUUAUUGAUACUUUGACGGUGGUGAGAUUUUUACAAAUAAUGGAGGGUUUCUUGGCUCA
Messenger RNA from Populus euphratica (Euphrates poplar), 588 nucleotides. RefSeq lists its product as uncharacterized. The transcript is spliced from 3 exons. NCBI's taxonomy places the organism in Eukaryota, Viridiplantae, Streptophyta, Magnoliopsida, Malpighiales, Salicaceae. Bases 111 to 353 code for a protein of 80 amino acids. The record is from RefSeq and is a predicted model, not a curated record.